GGCGGGCUGGGGGCGGGGCGGCCGGGGCUGCCUUCCCCGGCGCAUCCCCGAGCGCAGCACAGGCGCUGCCGAGCCACCUCCCCCGCCGCCCGCUAGCAAGUUUGGCGGCUCCAAGCCAGGCGCGCCUCAGGAUCCAGGCUCAUUUGUUUCCACCUAGCUUCGGUGCGCCCUGCUAGGCGGGGACCCUCGGGAGCGAUGCCGGUGGAUGUGAUUUUAGUUGUGUGGUUCUGUGUGUGCACUGCCAGGACAGUGGUGGGCUUUGGGAUGGACCCUGACCUUCAGAUGGAUAUCAUCACCGAGCUUGACCUUGUGAACACCACCCUUGGAGUGGCUCAGGUGUCUGGAAUGCAUAAUGCCAGCAAAGCAUUUUUAUUUCAAGACAUAGAAAGAGAGAUCCAUGCAGCUCCUCAUGUGAGUGAGAAAUUAAUUCAGCUGUUCCGGAACAAGAGUGAAUUCACCUUUUUGGCCACUGUACAGCAGAAGCCAUCCACUUCAGGAGUAAUACUGUCCAUUCGAGAACUGGAGCACAGCUAUUUUGAACUGGAGAGCAGUGGCCUGAGGGAUGAGAUUCGGUAUCACUACAUACACAGUGGGAAGCCAAGGACAGAGGCACUUCCUUACCGGAUGGCAGAUGGACGAUGGCACAAGAUUGCACUGUCAGUUAGUGCCUCUCAUCUUCUGCUCCACGUCGACUGUAACAGGAUUUAUGAGCGUGUGAUAGACCCUCCAGAUACCAACCUUCCCCCAGGAAUCAAUUUAUGGCUUGGCCAGCGCAACCAAAAGCAUGGCUUAUUCAAAGGGAUCAUCCAAGAUGGGAAGAUCAUCUUUAUGCCGAAUGGAUAUAUAACACAGUGUCCAAAUCUAAAUCGCACUUGCCCAACCUGCAGUGAUUUCUUAAGCCUGGUACAAGGAAUAAUGGAUUUACAAGAGCUUUUGGCCAAGAUGACUGCAAAACUAAAUUAUGCAGAGACAAGACUUAGUCAAUUGGAAAACUGUCAUUGUGAGAAGACUUGUCAAGUGAGUGGACUGCUCUAUCGAGACCAAGACUCUUGGGUAGAUGGUGACCAUUGCAGGAACUGCACUUGCAAAAGUGGUGCAGUGGAAUGCCGAAGGAUGUCCUGUCCCCCUCUCAAUUGUUCCCCAGACUCCCUCCCGGUGCACAUUGCUGGCCAGUGCUGUAAGGUCUGCCGACCAAAAUGUAUCUAUGGAGGAAAAGUUCUUGCAGAAGGCCAGCGGAUUUUAACCAAGAGCUGUCGGGAAUGCCGAGGUGGAGUUUUAGUAAAAAUUACGGAAAUGUGUCCUCCUUUGAACUGCUCAGAAAAGGAUCACAUUCUUCCUGAGAAUCAGUGCUGCCGUGUCUGUAGAGGUCAUAACUUUUGUGCAGAAGGACCUAAAUGUGGUGAAAACUCAGAGUGCAAAAACUGGAAUACAAAAGCUACUUGUGAGUGCAAGAGUGGUUACAUCUCUGUCCAGGGAGACUCUGCCUACUGUGAAGAUAUUGAUGAGUGUGCAGCUAAGAUGCAUUACUGUCAUGCCAAUACUGUGUGUGUCAACCUUCCUGGGUUAUAUCGCUGUGACUGUGUCCCAGGAUACAUUCGUGUGGAUGACUUCUCUUGUACAGAACACGAUGAAUGUGGCAGCGGCCAGCACAACUGUGACGAGAAUGCCAUCUGCACCAACACUGUCCAGGGACACAGCUGCACCUGCAAACCGGGCUACGUGGGGAAUGGGACCAUCUGCAGAGCUUUCUGUGAAGAGGGCUGCAGAUACGGUGGGACGUGUGUGGCUCCUAACAAAUGUGUCUGUCCAUCUGGAUUCACAGGAAGUCACUGCGAGAAAGAUAUUGAUGAAUGUUCAGAGGGAAUCAUUGAGUGCCACAACCAUUCCCGCUGCGUUAACCUGCCAGGGUGGUACCACUGUGAGUGCAGAAGCGGUUUCCAUGACGAUGGGACCUAUUCACUGUCCGGGGAGUCCUGUAUUGACAUCGAUGAAUGUGCCUUAAGAACUCACACCUGUUGGAACGAUUCUGCCUGCAUCAACCUGGCAGGGGGCUUUGACUGUCUCUGCCCCUCUGGGCCCUCCUGCUCUGGUGACUGUCCUCAUGAAGGGGGGCUGAAGCGCAAUGGCCAGGUGUGGACCUUGAAAGAAGACAGGUGUUCUGUCUGCUCCUGCAAGGAUGGCAAGAUAUUCUGCCGACGGACGGCCUGUGAUUGCCAGAAUCCAAGUGCUGACCUUUUCUGUUGCCCAGAAUGUGACACCAGGGUCACAAGUCAAUGUUUAGACCAAAAUGGUCACAAGCUGUAUCGAAGUGGAGACAAUUGGACCCAUAGCUGUCAGCAAUGUCGGUGUCUGGAAGGAGAGGUAGAUUGCUGGCCACUCACUUGCCCCAACUUGAGCUGUGAGUACACAGCUAUCUUAGAAGGGGAGUGUUGUCCCCGCUGUGUCAGUGACCCCUGCCUAGCUGAUAACAUCGCCUAUGACAUCAGAAAAACUUGCCUGGACAGCUAUGGUGUUUCAAGGCUUAGUGGCUCAGUGUGGACGAUGGCUGGAUCUCCCUGCACAACCUGUAAAUGCAAGAAUGGAAGAGUCUGUUGUUCUGUGGAUUUGGAGUGUCUUCAAAAUAACUGAAGUAUUUAAAAUGGACUCAUCGCAGAAGAAUGGACAAAAUGACCAUCCAACGUGAUUAAGAAUAGGAAUUGGUGGUUUGGGUUUUUUGUUUGUUUUGUUUUUUUUAACCACAGACAAUUGCCAAAGUUUCCAUCUGAGGAAGGUGUUUGGAGGUUGCCUUUUGGAACUACCACUUUGCUCAUUCUUGCUAACCUAGUCUAGGUGACCUACAGUGCAGUCCAUUUAAGUCAAUGGUUGUUAAAAGAAGUUUCCCGUGUUGUAAAUCAUGUUUCCCUUAUCAGAUCAUUUGCAAACACAUUUAAAUGAUCUCAUGGUAAAUGUUGAUGUAUUUUUUGGCUUAUUUUGUGUACGAACAUAAUAGAGACUCAGCUCCUUUUAUUUAUUUUGUUGAUUUAUGGAUCAAAUUCUAAAAUAAAGUUGCCUGUUGUGAUUUUUGUCCCAUCUACUA
This is a messenger RNA of Macaca mulatta (Rhesus monkey), 3076 nucleotides long. RefSeq names its product neural EGFL like 1 (gene NELL1). Lineage: Eukaryota; Metazoa; Chordata; Mammalia; Primates; Cercopithecidae. The record is from RefSeq and is a predicted model, not a curated record. Gene Ontology annotation, cellular component: cytoplasm. Gene Ontology annotation, molecular function: calcium ion binding; protein kinase C binding; heparin binding. Gene Ontology annotation, biological process: positive regulation of ossification; regulation of osteoblast differentiation.